Iphiclides podalirius (scarce swallowtail) is the source of this 2106-nucleotide messenger RNA. The record is from the annotation of a GenBank genome assembly. Lineage: Eukaryota; Metazoa; Arthropoda; Insecta; Lepidoptera; Papilionidae.
AUGACUGUCGGCUGCGUACUCCUCGCUGCCAUAGCCAUGACUACCAUGCUCGAAGUUCUCGCUGUUGUAUUCGCCGUGAGCCUAAAUCCUGCCGGAAUCAUGUCCGAUGUUAUGUCCGAAGCCGUGUGCAAAAUAGUGUCCGACGUCGUCUCCGCUAUUAUGGCCGGCCUCAAUAGUUGCUCCACCGUAUCCGACACUCAGCCUGCUGUCGUGAUCUUCGACUCCAUGUCCUUGUACGCCUUGUCCUUCGAUUCCAUGUUCUUCGUCACCGUGAACCUCGAAACCGUGUACUUCACUGCCGUGACCCCCAAAACCAUAUCCUUUACCAGUGUGACCUUUGAUGUUAAAAGCUUUGCUGCCAUGACCAUAAAACCCAUGAAAUUUGCUGCCGUGAUUUUCACUGCCGUGACUCCUGAAGCCAUGUCCCCCAUAGCCGAAAUGACUGUAUGCAUCGCCGUGACCCCAAACACCAUGUCCGGAUCCGAUAGCGGCUUCACCGUGGCCAACAUUCGGUUCACUGCCAUGUCUGUCGACACUGUGUUCUUGUACGCCAUAUCCCUCGAUUCCAUGUUUUUCGUUACCAUGAACCUCGACGCCUUGUCCCUCACUAUCAUGCUCCUCAAUACCAUGUCCUUGUACGCCUUGCCCUUCGAUUCCAUGUUCUUCGUUACCGUGAACCUCGGUGACUUGUCCUUCACUGCCAUGUUCCUCGACGCCGCGUCCUUGUACGCCGUGUCCUCCGAUGCCAUGAACCUCAAAACCAUGUACUUCACUGCCGUGACCCCCAAAACCAUAUCCUUUAUUGGUGUGACCUUUGAAGUUAAAAGCUUCGCUGCCAUGACCAUAAAAGGCAUGAAAUUUGUUGCCGUGACCUUCACUGCCGUGACCCCCAAAACCAUAUCCUUUAUUGGUGUGACCUUUGAAGUUAAAAGCUUCGCUGCCAUGACCAUAAAAGGCAUGAAAUUUGUUGCCGUGACCUUCACUGCCGUUACUCCCGAAGCCAUGUCUCCCGUAGCCGAAAUGACCGUAUGCAUCACCAUGACCCCAAAGACCGUGUCCGGAUCCAAUAGCGGUUUCACCGUCUCCAAUACUCAGGUUGCUGCCGUGACCUUCGACGCUGUGCCCUUCACUGCCAUGCUCCUCAAUACCAUAUCCUUGUACGCCUUGUGCUUCGAUUCCAUGUUCUUCGCUACCGUGAAUCUCUGUGACUUGUCCUUCACUGCCAUGCCCAUCGACACUGUGUUCUUGUACGCCAUGUCCCUCAGUUCCAUUUUCUUCGUUACCAUGAACCUCGACGCCUUGCCCUUCACUGCCAUGCUCCUCAAUACCAUGUCCUUGAACGCCUUGUUCUUCGAUUUCAUGUUUUUCGUUACCGUGAACCUCGACGCCUUGUCCUACACUGCCAUGCCCCGCGACACUGCGUUCUUGUACGCCGUUUCCCUCAAUUCCAUGUUCUUCGUUACCGUGGAUUGCAACACCAUGUCCUUCACUGUCAUGCUCCCCAAUACCAAGUCCUUGUACGCCAUGUCCCUCGGUACCAUUUUCUUCGUUACCAUGAACCUCGACGCCUUGCCCUUCACUGCCAUGCUCCUCAAUACCAUGUCCUUGAACGCCUUGUUCUUCGAUUUCAUGUUCUUCGUUACCGUGAACCUCGACGCCUUGUCCUACACUGCCAUGCCCCGCGACACUGUGUUCUUGUACGCCGUGUCCCUCAAUUCCAUGUUCUUCGUUACCGUGGAUUUCAACACUAUGUCCUUCACUGUCAUGCUUCCCUAUACCAAGUCCUUGUAUGCCAUGUCCUUGCAUUCCAUGCUCCUCGUUGCCGUGAACAUCGACACCGUGUCCUUCACUGCCAUGUUCCUCGACACGCUGUCCUUGUAUGCCGUGUCCUCCGAUGUCAUGGACCUCAAAACCGUGUCCUUCACUGCCGUGAGCCCCAAAACCAUAUUCUUUACUGGCGUGACCUUUGAAGCUAAAAGCUUCGCUGUCAUGACCAUAAAAGCCAUCAACUUUGCUGCCGUGAUCUUCACUGCCGUGACUCCCGAAGCCAUGUCCCCCGUAGCCGAAAUGACCGUAAGCAUCACCAUGGAAUCCACCAUGGAAACC